This is a messenger RNA of Apodemus sylvaticus (European woodmouse), 3822 nucleotides long. RefSeq names its product xylulokinase (gene Xylb). The record is from RefSeq and is a predicted model, not a curated record. The transcript has 19 exons. NCBI's taxonomy places the organism in Eukaryota, Metazoa, Chordata, Mammalia, Rodentia, Muridae. Gene Ontology annotation, biological process: xylulose metabolic process; D-xylose metabolic process. Bases 83 to 1738 code for a protein of 551 amino acids. Gene Ontology annotation, cellular component: cytosol. Gene Ontology annotation, molecular function: D-xylulokinase activity.
GAGUCCUGCCGGGCGUGGCGAAAGGCGGGCCUGGCGUCUCUGGGCGACGGAGCGCGGCGACAGUCUCGCAGCCACAGGACACAUGGACGCACGGACCCACAGACGGGCGGCGGGAACCCCCAGAACCAUGGCGGAGCGCGCGGGCCGCCGUUGUUGCCUGGGCUGGGACUUCAGCACGCAGCAGGUUAAAGUUGUUGCCGUUGAUGCAGAGUUGAACGUCUUCUAUGAGGACAGUGUGCAUUUUGACAGAGACCUUCCGGAAUUUGGCACUCAGGGCGGUGUCCAUGUACACAAGGACAGGCUGACGGUCACCUCUCCGGUCCUGAUGUGGGUCCAGGCUCUGGACCUGAUCCUGGGGAAGAUGAAGGCUUCCGGGUUUGACUUCUCUCAAGUUCUAGCCUUAUCCGGGGCAGGCCAGCAACACGGAAGCGUUUACUGGAAGACUGGGGCCAGCCUGGCGCUGUCGAGCCUGUCACCAGCUCUCCCAUUACAUCAGCAGCUGCAGAGCUGCUUCUCCAUCAGCGACUGCCCUAUAUGGAUGGACUCCAGUACUACAGCCCAGUGCCACCAGCUGGAGGCUGCCGUGGGUGGGGCCCAGGCUCUCAGCUGCCUCACAGGGUCCCGGGCCUAUGAGCGUUUUACAGGGAACCAGAUAGCGAAGCUUUUCCAGAAGAACCCCGAGGCCUACUCAUGCUCUGAGAGAAUUUCCUUGGUCAGUAGCUUUGCUGCCUCGCUGUUCCUGGGUGGGUACUCGCCCAUCGACUACAGUGACGGGUCUGGAAUGAAUUUGUUGCAGAUCCAGGAAAAAGUCUGGUCCCAGGCUUGCCUGGAUGUCUGCGCCCCCCAUUUGGAGGAGAAGCUGGGCUCACCGGUCCCUUCCUGCUCAGUUGUGGGAGCCAUUUCUUCCUACUAUGUCCAGCGCUAUGGAUUCCCUCCAGGAUGCAAAGUGGUGGCCUUCACUGGGGACAACCCAGCAUCACUGGCCGGCAUGAGGCUGGAGGAAGGAGAUAUUGCGGUCAGCCUGGGCACGAGCGACACCCUAUUUCUCUGGCUCCAGAAGCCGAUGCCAGCCUUGGAAGGCCACAUCUUCUGCAACCCAGUGGAUGCACAGCAGUAUAUGGCGCUUCUAUGCUUUAAAAACGGCUCCCUCAUGAGGGAGAAGAUCCGAGAUGAGUCCGCCUCCUGUUCCUGGAACAAGUUCUCUAAGGCCCUGCAGUCCACAGAAAUGGGGAACAAUGGAAACGUGGGUUUUUAUUUCGAUGUAAUGGAGAUCACCCCUGAAAUUGUCGGGCGUCAUAGGUUUAAUGCGGAAAACAAUGAGGUCUCAGCAUUCCCUGGAGAUGUGGAGAUCCGAGCUCUGAUCGAAGGCCAGUUCAUGGCCAAGAGGAUUCACGCAGAAGGCCUAGGCUACCAAGUCAUGCCCAAGACAAAGAUUCUGGCCACGGGAGGAGCAUCUCACAAUAAAGACAUCUUGCAGGUGCUUGCAGAUGUUUUUGGGGCCCCUGUGUAUGUCAUAGACACCACCAGUUCAGCCUGUGUUGGCUCCGCGUACCGAGCCUUUCAUGGCCUUGCAGGAGGGACAGGUGUGGCCUUUUCUGAGGUUGUGAAAUCAGCACCACAGCCCUGCCUGACUGCCACCCCCAACCCGGGAGCUUCCCAGGUCUAUGCCGCCCUUCUCCCUCGAUAUGCUGAACUGGAACAGAGAAUCUUGUCCAAGGCCCAGAGGCCUCUGGAAUGAAUUCUUCCGGCCAGGACACCCUGCUGCCUCCCCGUGCACUAGUCCUUGUGCUUGAAGGCUCCGCUGUGCUCUGUGGAGCACUCCCGUCCUGUCCUGGACCAUCCUGAAGCCAUGACUCCUUGGGGACAUGUGGACUGCAUGUCCUGGGAUGGAAAAGCAAUUUCUCCUUUUCUGUCUUUCAUUCAGGAGAACACUGUGGGGUAUGGACACCAAAGACAAUCAUGUUCCCCUUUCAAAGGGACCAAAUCGCAGACUAGGGAGAGACAGUCUUUUCCCUGACUCUGACCACGCCCCCUUCCUUACCUUCAGUCACCUUCCCCAUCCUGGGACCGCCCCCUCCAUCCUUCCCCAGCAAACCUCUCUUGCCUAUGACCCUAGCAGCUGUCUCCACCUUCUGUUUCUGCAGGUGUCUUCCCAGGGCUCUCUCCUGUCUGCCUGUCACCUUCCCUCCCUAUACGCACCUGCUAUUACUUCCCACUCCAGAUGACCUGGUGAAUAGCCUUCCUUCCCCUCCCCCUCCCCCACCCAGAGACUGCCUGACUGGGGUUGCCCUGGUGACCUGGCUGGGCAUCUCCCAGGCUAAACACUUACGGGUUCUUCCAUAUUUCAUUGUAGUUCACAUGAUGUCAUAAUUGUGUGUUUAGAGAAGUUUUUAAAUUCUGGCUUUCUUUUUCUUCCGGGUCUCCUCUGGGCUGCCCUCAGUGGAGCUAAGGUGACCUUAAGCUUAUGAUCUUUUUACCACUAUGCCACCACACCUGGUUUUAUGCAAUACCAGGGAUUGAACCCAUGGCCUCUUACAUUCUAGGUAGACACUCUACCUGCUGAGCCACACACGCCCAGCCUGGGUUUCCUUUUUCCUUGACAUACUUUGUGACUCUCACUUCCACAAAUCCUACUAUGUUUGAGCUGUGCCCUCCCUCUCCACCCCGUUUUACUUUUCCUGGUGAUCUCACACCGGGGUCACCCCCUAGAGUUUCCCCACUGCGACAAGACAAGGCCGGGCUGAACUCAGGACUCGUUUUAAACCAGACCACUGGAUCUGACACAGUGGCAAGAUGCUGCAGACAGGUGUGAGACCAGGAUCAGAGCAGUGACUGCUGGGAAAUCAAAAGGACAGAGCACAGAUGGAAAGAGAGUUGUGUCUAGACAUGAGGUCCCUUGGAAGACGAGGUGUAUGGGGGGGAAGAAGCAGUGAGCAGCCAUCUUGCCAGAGCAAACCCACAGCGCAGAGGGAAAUGGCUGCUGGAAUGUUGCUUGUCACAGAGGUUUUACGCUACCAACAAGCCGCAAAGGCUUCAGGGACCACACAACAAACAGUUAACCACGAAGACAUUCCAACAGAUCUCACAACAAGCCGGGCAACUGUAGAUGAAAAGGCCACCAUAGGUGACAAACUGCAAAACAAAUCCGACACAUCUGGAGACUUCCAUGACAUGUCAGAGAGGAGGGAGACCUAGCAGGAAGUUCAGGGAGGCACCAGAAAGGAAGGGAGGAGAAUAAAGACAAGAUCCCUCUUGAUGUUUAGGACUUUCCAAAAUAAACAGAAUUUUGAAAACACCUAAAAUCUACCUUUCCCUGCUUCCCCUUUGUCUGGGCAGGGGUUUGAACCUGUGACUUUGAAGAUGUUGGGCAAGCCCUCUCUUACUGAGAUGUACCACCAGCUUCACAAAUAUGUUUCAAAAGAGUCUACCUUGUAAUUUAGAUAUGGUCUAGCAGUGUUUUGAGAUUUGUAUAUCACUGACCCAACAUCAAAAGGCUUAGACCAUAAAACAGAGUUGGUGUGGGUGAAGGGUGUGGGGAAGGAGGACGUUUGGUGGAGAGAUGUCUCGAGGGUUAAGAACACUGGCUGUUCUUCCAAAGGACCUAUGUUCUGUUCCCAGCACCCACACGGCAGCUCACAACUAUCUGUAGCUCCAGUCCCAAAGGGAUUUGAUGGCCUCUCUGUACUCCAAGUGACACACAAAGCCGGAGAACAGACAUAUAAAAGUUUAGAGGAAACCGUAGCAUAAGAUUCCAACAUACAUUGUGUAAUAAAUCACAUUUCGGUUGUGCUGAGCGAUCUCUGCGGAGAAUGAGAUGCCGGU